AUGAGCAUCACAGAUGUCCUCAGCGCUGACGACAUUGCAGCAGCCCUGCAAGAGUGCCAAGAUCCAGAUACCUUUGAACCCCAAAAAUUCUUCCAGACAUCGGGCCUUGCUAAGAUGUCGGCCAGUCAGGUGAAGGAUGUUUUUCGUUUCAUAGACAACGACCAGAGUGGGUACCUGGAUGAAGAAGAGCUGAAGUUUUUCCUCCAGAAGUUUGAGAGUGGUGCUAGAGAACUGACCGAGUCAGAAACCAAGUCCUUGAUGGCAGCUGCAGACAAUGACGGAGAUGGGAAGAUCGGGGCUGAUGAGUUCCAGGAAAUGGUACAUUCUUAA
Messenger RNA from Rangifer tarandus platyrhynchus (Svalbard reindeer), 330 nucleotides. NCBI's taxonomy places the organism in Eukaryota, Metazoa, Chordata, Mammalia, Artiodactyla, Cervidae. The record is from the annotation of a GenBank genome assembly.